UUUCCUGGAAGAUGGAGCAAUGGCGGGCUGGGUUUCAAACAGGCAAGGCAAAAUAAAAUAAAGCUCAGCACCACUUUCAACAGCUUGGACCCUCAGGAUGGAAGGAACAUUUGACUCUGAAUGCAGUAAAAGGUGGCACUUGAAACAGGAAGCCAGCUGAGAUGCUGACCUCAGCUCAAGCUUUGGUGAUCAGAGAGACUACCUUUUCUGCUUUCUGUGGGCUUAACCUGGAUUGAUUGAGGACAUUAAUGAUGAAGCUGACCUGCAUGUUCUCCUUCAUCCUUCUGUUUGGAGCAGCUGGGCUUCUCGUGUUCAUCCACCUGCAGGACCCAGAAGAAGCCGUCCACCAGCAAACACCAGGAAUGAGAUAUGGCAAGGGAUCUCAGGAAGCUAAAAGAGAAGGCACAUCGAGCAACGAUCCAGGUGGGAAAAUGCAGGCGAAUGCAGAAGAAGACUUCCCAGUUGUAAACCAGAGGGCCUCGUUACGCCCCAUGCAAGAUGAGUCUAUGAAGCAUCGAAGCUCAGGCCAAACCCAGAAGGCUUUCGUGGAGAUUCAAGACCGACAGCAGAAAGGUUCAGCUGGUAAUUCUGCCAGGUCCCAUCAACGGAGAAGGAAAUUUGUCCUCAAAAGAAGCCCCAUCCGGAUUGCAGUUAAUGGCUCCUUCUUCAACCUGCCCAUCCUGAAAGCAGAGGAGAAAGAUGAUCUGAAGUGGAGAAGCCUCUACGAGAUCCAAAGAGAGAGAAAACGCAUCAUGAGAGACACAUGCUCCAAAUACAGGAGCAACAGCAAAGGAGUCAUCACACCUUACCAUGUUUCCAGGAUAUUCGUUGAAGAUAAAUAUCGCAUUUUAUAUUGUGAAGUUCCUAAAGCUGGUUGCUCCAACUGGAAGAGAGUGCUCAUGGUUCUUAAUGGACUAGCCUCCUCAGCCAGGGUUAUUCAGCACAAUACAGUACAUUACGGGAAUUAUCUGAAGAGGCUGGAUGGCUUUGAUCGCAAAGGUAUCAGCUACAGGCUCAAGACUUAUACUAAGAUGCUGUUUGUUCGCGAACCCUUUGAGAAGUUAGUGUCAGCAUUUCGAGACAAGUUUGAGCAUCCGAACAAUUAUUACCAUCCUGUUUUUGGUAGGUCCAUUAUUUCAAAGUAUCGCACCAACGCCACCAAGGAUGCUCUGAGGACGGGCUCUGGAGUCCAGUUCAAAGAGUUCAUUCAGUACCUUCUUGAUGUGCACCGGCCAGUCGGCAUGGACAUCCACUGGGAUCAUAUCAACAGACUCUGUAGUCCUUGCCUAGUAGACUAUGACUUUAUUGGAAAAUUCGAAACCAUGGAAGAAGAUGCCAACUUCUUCCUUCAUUCGAUAAAUGCCCCGCAGAAUUUGACUUUUCCUAGGUUUAAAGAUAGACAUUCCAAUGAAGAGAGAACAACCACUCAGAUUACACAACAAUAUUUUACGCAGCUGUCCCCUUCUCAAAGGCAGCGUAGCUAUGAUUUCUAUUACAUGGAUUAUCUAAUGUUUAAUUACUCAAAGCCUUUUGAAGACCUGUAUUAAGUGGGGGUGAGCGGAAUGCCAUUGGUUGCAGCCUUGUGGAGCUCCUCCUAUGCAACUUUGUGUAACCAACAUUUAUACUAAUACAUAAGCUGCAGGACUGAGCUUCAUUACACCAGAA
This is a messenger RNA of Candoia aspera, 1665 nucleotides long. RefSeq names its product carbohydrate sulfotransferase 8 (gene CHST8). Gene Ontology annotation, cellular component: membrane. Gene Ontology annotation, molecular function: sulfotransferase activity. The transcript is spliced from 4 exons. The record is from RefSeq and is a predicted model, not a curated record. The coding region runs from base 249 to 1547 and encodes 432 amino acids. NCBI's taxonomy places the organism in Eukaryota, Metazoa, Chordata, Lepidosauria, Squamata, Candoiidae. Gene Ontology annotation, biological process: carbohydrate biosynthetic process; proteoglycan biosynthetic process.